GCCAAACUUUGAUCGAAGCACAGUUGCAAACGUUGGCAGCAGCUGGGUUAAAAGGUUAGAACACAGGCAGUGGUGGUAGAUCGGUUGAUUUGAGUAAAAACGAUACCGGCAAUAACAACAACAACUUUAAGAUAACCGAAAUUGAAUUUUUGGAUAUAAAUACAAACGAAAACAGCUGUUUGCGAGAGACAACUACAAUAAAAAGAAGCAGUAAAAAAAUUCCUCCAUUAAUUGUUUCGGCUGCAUUGCGUUUAGCUCUCACACAUAUACAAGCAGCAAGUCAUCUAUCUCCCGCUUCAGCUCAUGUUAAUUCUCAGUCAAACACUCAAAUGCCUAGCUGGCAGAAAGCUUUGGCAAAAAUCAUAUGCUAUAACAUGUAGGGGCAAAAAUUUAGCAACCUCUUGCUCUGCCAAUGAAAUAACCGAUCUCCACCCAUUGAAGGGCAUAAAGGUGCUCGAUCUUACCCGCAUUGUGGCUGGACCUUACUGUACCAUGAUUUUAGCUGAUUUUGGAGCAGAGGUAUAUAAAAUCGAACGUCCCUAUGUUGGUGGAGAUGAGUCACGCAAAUGGGGUCCUCCUUUUCUGGAGAAAAGUAAAGAUGCCACCUAUUUUAUGGCCUCCAAUCGUAACAAGAAAAGUGUCUGCAUUGAUUUAAAAAAGGGAAAAGAUGUCAUCUAUGAUCUGGCCCAGAAAUGUGAUAUUCUGGUGGAGAAUUAUGUGCCAGGAAAAUUGAAUGAGUUACAUUUGGGCUAUGAUCAAUUGAAGAAGAUAGCGCCUCAGCUCAUUUAUUGUUCGCUAACAGGUUAUGGCUCCCAGGGUCCAUAUGCCAAGAGACCUGGUUAUGAUGUGAUAGCGGCCUCUAUGGGGGGAUUAUUGCAUAUUACCGGCGAACGUAAUGGACCUCCCAGCAAAGUUGGUGUGGCUGUUACAGAUGUGGCCACUGGCCUAUAUGCACAUGGGGCCAUUUUAGCCGCCUUGCUACAACGCCAGCGUACUGGGAGAGGACAAAAAAUCGAUGUGAAUCUCUUUUCCACUCAAGUCUCGAUGCUUAUCAAUGUGGCUGCUAAUUAUUUAAAUGCUGGUCUUGAUGCCCAGCGGUGGGGUACUGCUCAUUCCAGCAUUGUACCAUAUCAAAGCUUUAAGACUCAAGAUGGUUAUCUCACCUUGGGCACCGGCAGUGACAAACAAUUUCAAGAAUUAUGUGAGCUAUUGGAAAUCAAACAUUUGGCUGAAGAUCCCAAAUUUAAAACCAAUAAAGAUCGUGUAGAAAAUCGUAAGGAAAUUGUGGAACUAUUGGCAAAUAUUUUAUGCCAAAAAUCCUCCACUGAAUGGAUGAAAUUAUUUGCAGCAGCUUCAUUUCCUGUGGGACCGGUAAAUAGCAUACGUGAGGUUUUCGAAGAUGAGCAUAUCAAAGCCAUUGGUUUAGUAAAGACAUUACCCCAUCAAACAGAUGGUGAAAUCAAGGUGGUGGGUCCUCCUGUGGUCUUUAGUGAGUCGAAUAAUGAUGCUAGAACUGCCCCUCCCGUUUUGGGCCAACAUACAGAUGAAGUGUUGGCAGACGUCUUGGGUUAUACCAAAGAACAAAUUGUAGGAUUAAGAAAUAAAAAGAUUAUAGAAUAAAUUUUGUAAUAUUUCAUAAUGUGCCAAUUGAAAACUUAAAAAUAAUAAAGAAUAUGCGAAGAAAAAAAACCA
Stomoxys calcitrans (stable fly) is the source of this 1692-nucleotide messenger RNA. Its product is annotated as succinate--hydroxymethylglutarate CoA-transferase. The transcript has a single exon. The record is from RefSeq and is a predicted model, not a curated record. The coding region runs from base 304 to 1620 and encodes 438 amino acids. Lineage: Eukaryota; Metazoa; Arthropoda; Insecta; Diptera; Muscidae. Gene Ontology annotation, molecular function: catalytic activity.